CUUUCACAGGUACUGAACUAUCAUCUGGUAAAUCGCAACAAUGACAGAUGAUGAAAGACCCAAAAAGCGUCGUAAUAGAUCAACAUUAGUUUGUAAUGUUUGUAAACAACGGAAGGUGAAAUGUGAUCGUAAAUUACCGUGUACCAGAUGUAUCAUAUACAAAACUCAAGAUAUUUGUUCCUACCAUGAAGACUUGCCUAGUGGUCAAGUGUUACCACCUCAAAAUACCGUGUCACCAGAGACACUACAACCACCGAAUGCAACAACCCCUGAUAUACAUCCAAAUUCUGUGAAUAACCAAAAUUUCCUAAGUAAAGGACCAUCGGCAAAGGUUUAUAUAAUCACCAGUGAAAUAUCUCAUAUAUUAAGCAAAUUUACCAAUGCAGAAUCAGUCAUAGGUAUAAACCCCAUAAGUUCACCUGAAGAAGAGUUUUCAUUCUUUGAUUACCUGUCAUUUUCACAAAGAUGGGAUAAACAACAACUAAACCAUGGACCAUUUACUUGGCAUGCUUUCUUAGAUAAAGACGUGGCUUUGGCUGAUUUAUGGACAUAUUUGUCUCUUAAAUCAAAUGAGUUGAGGAAUCUCAGUCGAGCUCAUUCGAGUUCUCCAGGACUGACACAACCUGAUGAACAACAAGUGGAGGAAGACAUUACUCAUGCUGAUCUAGGUGAUGUUUUGGCCAAAAUCCCAUUUCAAGUGUUGCAAAGGUUGAAUUUAAGUAGUUUUAAAUUUGAUGCAAAGAAGCAAAAGAUUAAUCUGUCUGCUAUCCCAUUAGGAAUGAAUUUUACCACCAAUCAAGAAUAUUUUAAUGAUAAUUCAAUAGAUUUAAAGGAAAAAAUACUCAAGAUAUUACCUUGUCGAGAAAUUAUUUGGAUUCAUAUUAAUAGGUUUUUCAAGUUUUUAUAUCCAUUUAUACCGCUUAUUGAUGAAGCUACUUUUAAAACAGAAAUCGAAAGGUUGCUUGAUGGUAGUGGUGAGCAUAUCACCAAAAUUAAUAUCAAAGAUAAUUUAGAUUAUGCCAAUAUUGGUAUGUUGUUGAUUAUUCUUAGAAUGAGUUUUCUUUCUUUGAUUUGCAAUAAUGAAGAGUUCAACAAUAUGGUGUUGCAAAGUGCAACUUGCCCAAAGGCAUACCAGUCACAGUUUAGUCCCGCUGAAUUACGAAAUUUGCAGUUACUUUUAAAGAAUUGUAUUGGGAUUGAGUUUAUUGAAUUGGCCCGCAAUUGUAUUACCAAGUUUCAAUUAUUUCAAAAGUCAAAUUUGGUUAUAUUACAGUUUACUUUGUUGAUGAGGUUGUAUUUCUAUUUUUCACCCGAAGAUGCUGAAGGACCUGAUCGGAAUCAAUUUCAGAUUUAUAAUGGUACAUUGAUUCAGAUGGGGUAUACUAUUGGAUUAAACAGAGAUCCCGACAAAUUAGGAAAGUUUGACAAGAGAACAAGUAACAUUCGACGUAAAGUUUGGCAUUUUUUAGUAUACUUGGAUCUUUUCCAAGCUGCAUCAUAUGGAAGUCCAAUAAGUACAAACCCCCAAUACUCAGAUACAAAGUUUCCAUAUUAUGAAGAAGGAAACCACAACGUUUCUUUCGAACAUUUUGAUAAAUUUUUGCAAGCCACGUAUGAAAAUGUUAAAGAUUUACCAACUCAUUUGAGAAGUAUAUUGAUGUUGGUAUUGGAUGUCAACUCAAAGUUGAAAAUGGGUGAUUUAACUGAUAAGUUGAGUGCGUUGGAAAUAUAUGUGGCUAAGAAUUUGGGUAGUAGUUUAAAGGUAUUUGCAGAUGCUAUCAAUCAAGUCCAAGAAAGUGAAUCGGAUAUGCUUGCCCGGGUAUUUUACAUUCCAUACUUUCUUCAAACAAAGACUUUCUUAACAGCGACAUAUUUCCAUAUGUUUAUUCACUUUGAAGAUACCAAUCUUGAUUUGUCAUAUUUCUACCUUAAGAAAAUCAUUUGUGUUAUGGUUGAAGAUUUCUUACCUCAAAUCUUUAGAUUAUUGGAUCAUCAACAUUACUUCUUCUGUCAUUCAACCAAUUUUUUUAUUAAUCCACCUAUUGAGUGCUGUUUGCAUAAUUCAAAUGGAUUUUUAUUUGCUAUUAUUAUCAGAAUAGAAUAUACUAUUCGAAUGAUGAAACAGCAAGAAUUAAACGAAGAUACAAAGAGGUAUAUUAGUCUGUGUGAAACUUUAAUUUACUGGCUCACGAAAUGUACAAAGAUAUCCACUGUGGGUAUUUCAAAGUUAGGUAAACGCUACUUGUAUGCCUGGAGAAUUAGUAAAUCUCACACAUUUAUCUUGAAGAGUUUAUCAUCAGAAGAUUAUUUUAAAAAGUUGAAUGAUCCAGUGGAAUGUGCCGAGUUUGCCGCUGCCAAUCCUAAAUUAACCAAGUUUAAUUUGAAACUUUGGCAGAUUAACGAAUUGAGUGAAUUGGUAGAAAAAACCAUGAUGAGUUUAAAUAAAUCACAAUUGAUUAACGAAUGGAUUGAAUUGUUUGGUCCAAUCUCAGAAAAUAAACCCAAGCCAAUGACUCCUCACCAGCCGGCAGAUCCAUGUAUUCCGAUCGUUACUGAUCCAUUUAUUGGGAAUUUAGAUAAUUUGUUUAAUCAAGUUACAUCAAGAAUUGACCCCGGUGUUUUUGACACCACUGGAUUGAAUUCACAGUCUAAUGUCAUUACCAGUACCAUGGAGAAUUAUUUGGCUUUGGAUAAUCCGUAUUUUGAUAUUUUUAAUGAUAUGUCUUUGGACCAAUUGAUCAAGAGUUUUGAUCAAUAAUUAUAUCGUUUAGUGUAUAGUAAUGAAGACGUCUUUAUAACUUUUUA
Spathaspora passalidarum NRRL Y-27907 is the source of this 2805-nucleotide messenger RNA. RefSeq lists its product as uncharacterized. Gene Ontology annotation, cellular component: nucleus. The transcript has 2 exons. Bases 41 to 2758 code for a protein of 905 amino acids. Gene Ontology annotation, molecular function: RNA polymerase II cis-regulatory region sequence-specific DNA binding; zinc ion binding; DNA-binding transcription activator activity, RNA polymerase II-specific. The record is from RefSeq and is a predicted model, not a curated record. Gene Ontology annotation, biological process: DNA-templated transcription; regulation of transcription by RNA polymerase II. Lineage: Eukaryota; Fungi; Ascomycota; Pichiomycetes; Serinales; Debaryomycetaceae.